Messenger RNA from Diuraphis noxia (Russian wheat aphid), 487 nucleotides. Its product is annotated as trypsin-like. Gene Ontology annotation, molecular function: serine-type endopeptidase activity. Gene Ontology annotation, biological process: proteolysis. The record is from RefSeq and is a predicted model, not a curated record. NCBI's taxonomy places the organism in Eukaryota, Metazoa, Arthropoda, Insecta, Hemiptera, Aphididae.
GGCUUAUUAUUAAAAGGUAAAACGAAUUGCGAAUAAUGACUUAGCAAUCAUCCGAGUCAAACCAUUUCUUAUGACUAUUGCUGUUAAUAUUAUUCGUGUAUCAGAUAGAGGACUUCCAACAAAUGAUUACAUACCAUGUACAGCUAUUGGUUGGGGAGAAGUUGAUACACCACCUGGCCGACAAAAUACAUGUUUACACAAACUUAAAGUAUUUUCUUCAAUGUCUGCUAAAGCAUGUCCAGGUCUUCAAGAUUGGGAGAGGAGAAAAAUCAUUUGCUUACAACAAGAUAAGGGAAAAGGAUUAUGUGAUGGUGACUCUGGUGGUCCACUAAUAUGUCAAGGUAUACAGUAAACUACUAGAAUAGCCUACAUAGUAUGAAUACUUUAUAUUACYUAUUUAACUAGUUAAUUUUAGGGGAAUUAUAUGGAAUAGCUCAUCAAGUAUACAAAGAAAUAAAAAACGAUAGUGAACGGAAAGAUUUAGAAC